Protopolystoma xenopodis is the source of this 1065-nucleotide messenger RNA. NCBI's taxonomy places the organism in Eukaryota, Metazoa, Platyhelminthes, Monogenea, Polystomatidea, Polystomatidae. The record is from the annotation of a GenBank genome assembly.
AUGGUUACCAUUACGAUCGCGCCCCCAACAACACCGCUGGAGAAAUUGGCCCUCCAUUAUUUUGCAAUCCGCACAAUAUCUUCGAGUACUGCAGUAGUUUAUGUAGUAAAAAGUCCCAAUAUUGAUCAAAUAGCUGACCCCAACCUCCCUGAUUCAAGUGCAAUUACCUCAAAUAUAUUUCCGGCAUUAUCAUCAAGCCCUGAAUCCACUGUACAAUCGCUCAUCAUGCCAUCUACUUUUCUUUCCACUGCUGUUUCAUCGCCUGCCUCAUCCAUUACUGCAUCUCCACCUGAGAUGACGGAUAACCAGUAUUUUCGCGGCAGUCGUGACUUCAUCUUCUAUUUACUCGCUCGAGACAAUGGAACACCACGUCGAUUGACCUCUCGUGCUCGUGUUACCAUACGCGUCCUUGAUGUCAAUGACAUGCCACCUAUGAUCUCUAUCAAUUAUCUGAAUGUCCCGAAUUCAUUUCCAUCAACUUCUAGUUCCCCUGGAGGACUGCGUUUCCCAGUUAAUUCGGCCUACCGGACAAGCCAAACUGCAUCUAGUGACGGUUAUUCGUCCUUUUACCUGAAACCGGCUCCUGAAGUUUCUUUUAGGCAAGCAAGUGAGCCUGCACUUGUCACUUCGGGUACCAACCGCGGAUAUCUAGUAGAAAACAGAGCUCGGGCUCUUGUUGCUUUUGUUUCAGUACGUGACUACGAUUCAGGUGAUUGGGGUCGAGUUCGCUGUCAUACAGAUAACGAGGCAUUUACUCUGGUGCCUAUGCUAUCAUCUCAAUCUUUUCCCUCAACGUCAAGAACAGUACAGACUGAAACACGUGUAAAUAGGGUAGCUAUGGAUUUAUUUGGAAGUAAUAAGGGAGGUACCCUUGGUAGUGAAAACAUUCCAGGAAGUUUGGGAUCGCUUGCAAGAGAUCCUAAUCUAAACGGUCCAGUGAUGGAUGCCAACCAGGAAGCAGGAUACAAAUUAAUGGCAACCAAAGCCUUAGAUCGUGAAGAGACUCCGGAGGUAAUGGCUCUAGAAAUUUCCUUUUGUAUUAAAGUCCUUUCUAUUUUUAUAUGA